This is a messenger RNA of Columba livia (rock pigeon), 5259 nucleotides long. It is a transcript of the gene FHL5, whose product is annotated as four and a half LIM domains 5. Gene Ontology annotation, biological process: positive regulation of transcription by RNA polymerase II. Lineage: Eukaryota; Metazoa; Chordata; Aves; Columbiformes; Columbidae. Gene Ontology annotation, molecular function: transcription coactivator activity. The record is from RefSeq and is a predicted model, not a curated record. Gene Ontology annotation, cellular component: nucleus; Z disc. The coding region runs from base 2768 to 3718 and encodes 316 amino acids. The transcript is spliced from 7 exons.
AAUAGAAUUCAAGGAGAAACUGGUUGGAAAACCUUCGCCGAUAUUUUUGUUGUCUCUUACAUGUGGAAAAACAGUCUUUAGUUUAUGAAGUAUUUUGAAAGAAAAAGAAUAUCCACAAUUUCCUGAAUAUUUUGCUAACUCUUGGAUUUUCUCUUCUCCCUGGGAGGAAUAUAUGCAGGAGGAAGAGUAAUCUUGUAGAAAUCAGAGGUUCAUUGCACAAAACAAAACUUCCCUUUGGAAUAUCUGGGAAAAUAAAAGGCAAAAGUAUACAUAUUAUUAAUAACAGUUUUACUAUGGUUUUACGUAUUUAGUGUCAGCCCCUCACACCCUUCACCUAUGGUAUUUAAAUAUCCCCCAUUAGAUUUUUAUAGACAUAAAUGCUGAAGUGUGUGUAUGCAUGUAUGUAUAUCUUCACAAAUAUUUAUAAAUAUGCAUCUCACAGUCUCAUUUGCUGCUACUGUCAGCAAAUUGGAAUGGGUGCAUCAACCAUCGGUAGAAAAACCUUUCUCAGCAACAACCUUUCCCUGUCUUUAAGUGGCGAAAUGUGACUUUUGGAGCUGGUUAUUUGCAGGUCUGCUGGAAAUAAGCAAAAUGUUGCUUUGUUAGAACUUGGAGCCCCCUUUGGAAUUCUUAAAAAAAAAAACAAAAAACACUUGGCACAAGUUUCUAAGUAAUAGCACUGGGAUUUGUUGUCUGCUUGAAUCCAUCUUACAGCUUGUUCAGAUAAAACUACAGGAUUUCUGUCCUUUGUAGGCUCAUGAGUAGGCUACUGGUGCAGUGGUGGCUCCUUGAAUUUUAUUUCUUUUUUCUUUUUAAUAAGUAACAGUUACAUAUUCCAUAGGCCAGGAAAAUGAAAAUUUCUGUAAAACUGGAUAGAUUUUGCUGGUGGUUUUUGUUGUUGUUUGUUUGGGGUUUUUUUAAUAGGAAGUUCAGUACUCUUGCAGAAGACACAAGAGUGUACUGAGUCACAUCAAGGUCUAUGUAGCUCAGUAUUGAGUCUCCAGCGGGGCCCAAAAGUUGGUGCCUGGGGAGGAAUAGAAGAACAAGGCAUGUAGUGGUUUGUCCCUUGAGUGCUUUUUGAGCCUCCAAAUAUGUGCUGCUCAAACUUUUGGAAUGAUGAUUGUACUUUAAACAUAGAAAAUCGUAAUUAUCCGAAGCUUUUGGAUAAACAGGAUAGUUGUGAGAGCAGAAUUCCUUUCUCUGCUGAACCAAAUAACAUAUUCAGUUAAUGCCAAGGAUGUUUUCUCAGGAAAAAGGAGUUAUUUAUUUAUAUAUAUGUAUAUUUAAGAAUUGUUAAGGAAUGACUUUUUUUUUUUUUAAUUGAUUAACAACAACAAAAUCCAAAGUAGGAAGAGCAAAUUGAGAAGUUUAAAGAGAAACACGAUUUUGUUGCUGAAUUUCCCAAAUCCUCAAUGUGAAGAGGAAGACAGGUCAAAACAGGUCACGUCUGGGGACAGAUGAAAUAAGCUGUUUUCUAUUUCAGGAAAUUCAGGAAGAGAUGUGGGAGCUGUUUGAGCUUCAGAGGAUCUAACUGAUAACUCUGAAGAGGCAACAAAGUUUUUUUGUCCUCUUCUGUUGUACUCAAAUUUGCUCCCGCUGACAAAAACUAUUGCCUCCGUUUUAAGUGCUUCUCUGGGCAUGUCUGCUAACAUGGUUGUGAACUCUGUCUACAGUUAGACAAAUUUAAGGAUAGCCUUUGAAGUUUAAAGAAGGUGAUGUGCUAGAGGAGAGGUGUCUUCACAGCCUUUCUGGAAAUAAUAUAUGAAUAACUAUUUCUAGUUGUCAGUAGCACCUUUGACAGAUGCAUUUGGAUAAUACUUUUGUCUUGCUCUGUCUUAUGAGCUUCAAAAGGUUCUUAGUCAAGAACUGUACUUCCAUUUAUUUAUUUCUAGAAGUAAAGGCAAGAGGAAACUAUUCAUGGUUCCCAUUCUGGACUCAAAUUCAAACCUAACUUGUUCUGUCUUCUCUAUCUGCAAAAGAUGGCAGGCUUGAAAAAUCAGUAUAAAAGUGCUUGGUAUAAAUAAAGCUUAUAGUUCAUUUAAUAAUAGAAGGAACUAAUUCAAUCUCAUUUGAGUAUAAGACAAAAUAAGUGUCUGCAGAGGUUUAAUAAAGUAGUCAUCUACAAACAGAGAUGAUGAAUUCUCAGCAAUAAUAAUCAAAUGAUCAGUCUGAUGUAGUAUCUUGCAAGACACUACCUAGCCACAGAUAACCUCUGGACAUGUCGUCCCAAUCUGGCAAUUUUAGCAAAGUCUUAUAUAGCGUGAUACAUCUUCAAACCAUUUAAACAUUUUCUGCUUUCUUCAAUGUGUGGUAUAAAACAGCUCCCACCCACUUGACAUUGUAGACUAAAUGAUUCAGAUCAACUGGCUCUUGGUUGUGGAAAAAUCUGCCUGGAGGUCAGUCGUGGUUCAUCCCACAGGCAGCCACCCUUUUUUUCACUCUGCUUACCUUCAUCCUGCAUUUUUAAAUGAACACAGUAUCUUUCAUUUCAGCUGUGAUUGAUUAAAGGUCUUUGCAUAAAGACUUAUGCAAAGCACUUCUUUAUGUUCUGUGCAUGCAGUAGGCUGUUUGUGAAAGUUUGCUGGCCCCUGCUCCAUCCAGACUUUUGGUUUUUUGUAGAAGAGAUGACUGCAACUCGAAGGCCAGAACUGGGAAAUACUGAUGAGAGAGAACCUAGAGGAGACCGUCACUGCCACUCUGGUGCCAAAUUCUGAUGGGACCCUCAAAUAGCUCUGGCAAAGUGUUCUGUUUCUUUUGGACUUGAUGAAUGCUUGUUUCUGCAAAGACGCAUAAUUGUUUCUUCCUUUAUUUUGCUGCAAAAGUUACCAGGAGAAGCAGCUUAAAACCAAAUAUCACAAAGGAGAACCCCACCAGAAUGACCAGCAGUCACACAGACUGUCAUUACUGCCUGCAGUCUCUUCGUGGAAAGAAGUAUACAUUAAGAGAAGAAAACGCUUAUUGCGUUAGAUGUUAUGACAGCCUGUUUGCCAACCCCUGUGAAGAGUGCAAGCAACCUAUUGGGUGUGAUUCCAAGGAUCUGGCCUACAAAGGCCGCCACUGGCAUGAGAGGUGCUUCAAGUGUGCCAAAUGCAGUCGCUCGCUGGUGGAGAAACCUUUUGCUGCCAAAGAUGAGCUCUUACUGUGUACUGAAUGCUACUCUGAUGAGUAUUCAUCUAAGUGUUUCCACUGCCAGAAGACCAUCAUGCCUGGUUCCCGUAAAACGGAAUUUAAGGGAAGUUCCUGGCAUGAAUCCUGUUUUGUUUGCCAGUAUUGCCGGCAACCAUUGGGAACAAAACCGUUGAUCACCAAAGACAAUGAGAAUUACUGUGUGCCCUGUUUUGAGAAGCAAUUUGCUCACCAUUGCUAUUCUUGCAAAAAGGUAAUAACUUCUGGGGGAGUGACCUACCGUGACCAGCCUUGGCAUAAAGAAUGCUUUGUAUGUGCUGGGUGUAAAACCCAGCUGUCUGGACAAAAGUUUAUUUCCAAAGAUGAGAAUCCAUACUGUGUAGACUGUUUCAGCAACUUGUAUGCUAAGAAGUGUGCUGCUUGCAAGAAACCUAUUACAGCUCUUGGAAGUGCCAAAUUCGUCUCAUUUGAAGAGCGCCAGUGGCAUGGGGAAUGCUUUAACUGCACAAAAUGCUCCAUCUCACUGGUGGGCCGAGGAUUCCUCACUUGGCAGGAUGGUGUCUUUUGUCAUGAAUGUGGCUCUGCUUCAUAGUUCUGUGGAGAUCUGUACAGCUGCAUUAUUCUUGUUCUGUAACCAUGUACUUCAUUAUUGUACAGUAAGAAAAUCAUCUAAAAGGUGUAAGAAUUAUUCAGUCAUUCAAGUAACUUCCCAACGGCAGUUUGAUUCUAUCAUAGUUCUCAACUGCUUGUAAAAGAGGAAUUUGAACAGCCCCAUACUGGCUAAGAAAAUAAUGCAGAGAAGAUUCAUAUAUAUUUUAAAUCUAACUACAGCAUGUUUCUCCUUGUAACACACUGCACUCUGCUGUUAGAAGCUUACAAAUUCAUAUUUAAUCUCCCACGAAGCAAAGAGGAUUGUGAAAAGUCUAUAUGGCGUAUGAGUAAUGAUGAGGCAUUAGCACUGCUUCACGGAUGCAGACCUUGGUGUGGAAAGAUGAUGCAUUUUUUCCAUUGGAUUAUAUUGAUGAGAACAACUUGUAAAUAUCAACUUCCUUCAUACUUUGGGCAAAAAAGCUGCUGACAAAACAGGCAGAAAUUGGGAAGAGAGGUUACUUUUACACAGAGGGCCACUGAGUCAGAGAGGCCCAUUCCAGGGCCAGAAAAAGGAAAAAAAGGUCAUUUUCCUCACCUUACUGAGAUUGCUCCACAGAAACACAGAUUUUAGUCAUCAGAAAAAAGCUGAGAGGCAGGUCCUUUCCCACAAUUGGUUAACUGUACUUAAUUUUUCAGGCAUAACUGCUUUAGAACAUAAUAAACCCCUAUUUUGAGCUACUGUAACAGAUGAUUGGCCAAGAUUGCAUAGUGCUGAUUUACAGCUUGCCAUAGCUAAUAAACCUUAACAAUCUCUAUUUGUCAUCUUCACAAGACCUUCAAAUACAUGCAUAAAAUAUGUAUUUUUUUAUUAUUAGAGACAAAAGCCCACUCUUACUUGACCCUUUAAGCUUGUACUUUCCUCCUCUCAGAGCCCACACUGUUAGUGGCCUUACCACUUCCACCCUGCUAGGUCUUCGAUUCACAGCCUACCCCUUUUCUUGUAAAUGCCUGCUUUUCUAUAGCAGGCUAUAAGCUCUUCAGAACCAAUACCUGAUUCUUUUUGCCAUGUGCAAUGUGCAUUUGCCAAUAUUACGUCAAUAAGUGGUAAUGUUGUCAUGGCAAGCUAGGCAGUCCUUGCUUGCAGUACAAGGUAUGAGUUUCUAGGUAGCUGGCUUUGGGAAGGUUACAUCUGCUUGCUGAGCUUCAGUGCUCAAGUGUCUAUUAUUAAAGGUCAUCCAGAGCUAUGUUACAAGCAUUUGUCUUCUUACUUCAUCCAUAUUGUAUGUUACAAUGGCCUGAUUCAUGUUACAGUGUCUGUACCAGGCUGCCAUGAAUGGCGCAGUGAUAUUAAGGAUGAUAGAUUCUGCACUGCUCAGCAAUGUUUUAGUCCUCGUUAGACUCUGACCUUAAGUACAUAGAGCUAUUUGACUGACUUGAGUGGGCUUUAUUCAUACUGAAGCCAGCCAUCACUUUAGGCAGAAAAAUGGAAAAAAAAAAAAAAAAGAGGAAAAAAAAAAUAAAACAGGAAAAAAAAAAAAAAAA